AUGGUAAUAGUAAGACGCUUGUUGAUGUCUUAUACCAGCAGGAACAUUUAGGGGUAGUUUGAUUAUUGGUCGAUAGACUCUUGAAGUUUUGUAUUGCCUUUUCUAAGUUCAUUUUUAUAGAGAAAAGAAAGAAAAAAUCGUAUCGACAUCUAUCGUCUCGCAUUUUUCCAGCCAUUUUUCUGGGCUCUUCAAUCGCAACAGAGCACUUUUAUGAGAAAAACUCCCCUGAGCUUUCCCCGUGCAGCCCAGGAAACACAAGGGAACGUGUUGUUAAAUGGUGCUGUCGUUGACGACGGUGGUCUCAGCUAAACAUAUCAGUGCCAGCUCUCGCCGUUUCCGUCAGAUGGCGCUAUCCACGUUUCUGGUGACGUGCCGCCGCCGCUUCUGCUACUUAUGGCUCUGUUAGUGGUGAUGGUGUCUGCCAUCAUCGAGCAGCCCCUUUUCAGUCUUUGCCGCUGCUGCUGCGGCUGUAAGUGGUGGCAGCGGAAGAACAGACGAGACGUAAUAAUAACCUAUGGCGGCUGAUACGUGUUACGAGGCAUGUAGGUUCCGUCUGCGCUUCUGCACUCCGCUGUUUUGCCACCGCUCCUGCUGGUGCUCCAUCGACCACUGUAGUCGUCAAUCUGCUGGUGGUGCUUUUUGAGCUGCAGGUAACACCAGCUGUAGAUGGUGGUGUUCUGCUUGUUGUGCUUACUGCCCUCUGUCGCCACCACUGCCCACCACCACUAUCGCAUCGCAUCAGCUGCUGUCGGUGGCCAAACGGCCUGUCACCGCAAGAAACAACAGCGAAGCAACGACGAACAACAGGCAGCAGCAGGAGCAGCAGCAACGGGAAAAAGACUCCCUAACUACCUGCUUGUCUGUCUGUCCGUUCCCUAACAGCCGCAGACUGCUGAUUGCUACGGGAGAGCGUGGCUUGAGGCGAGUACAAAGUGCGUGUAACGACACGCAGUUCGGCCAUAGGAUAGUGCUAUCAGAAGGCAGCUGUAAAUCCGUCGAAGCAGUAGCGGUAGUGGACUCGAUACCGCAAAGGGCAAAUUUGCGCGAGUGUUUCUCCGUGUCUCGGAGCUGAUCUAUGAGCAACAAUUAACACAGAAGAAAAAAAAUAGGAGAAAUAGAAAAAAAGGGAACGGAGACUUCUAGCACAGUUCGAUUGUCGUUCGAAUCGCCGGCUAUGUUCUUCGUGACGAGUGAAUGAGUUUGCCCGUUGCCUUCACUCGUGCUACUCCGCUUCAAGAAAAAAGAGGGAGAGACAGGUAAGGAACAGGACAGACUCAAUGAAUUAACGAAGUAUCACCAACUACGUGGGUGCAACGCGACGAGAACGACAAGCGGGUCUGCAAUCCAGUAUUACCGAUACCUUGAUUUCCCAAUGUGUCUGUGCGUGUUGUCGCAUGUGAUGUUCCCAACCGAAUGAAGAAAUCAUCCACGGCAACGGAAGGAGUCUCUUUUGUUUGUAUCUGGCUCUCCACUAAUUAUCUGCAAGUUCCGGGACGUACGGGAAUUUCGCAGAUAGACCAGUGUUGAAAUUGAGGAGUUCCGAUGAGAAGAUAUAAGACCGUAAUAUAAUCUAGGCACAAAUGAAAAAAUGUGUGCUUUCUGACGGCAGACUAGAAUUGUGUAUACUUCACAUCAUCACCGUGGAGUUUGCGCCUAUAAGACAGCUACCGUGAGCAGCACCAGUUAUCAGACAGAUCGGUUCGCGGUGUCGGAGAGCACGCCAGUCCGGAUCAUCGAGAAUUCGUUCAUGUAAUUUUAAUAUUACCGGAUUACCCGGCACCGUACCUCAUAAGUAUCGUCAGCCUGCGCUGUGCAAAGUAGACCCGAGGCAUCCCGUUGAUCCGAUUAUAGACAGCCCAUUUCCAACUAUCACCUAUCCACUUAUCCAUAACAAUGUCAGAUCCGGCAGCUGGAGCAGCCGAGGCAGCUGUUGAAACUUCGGUAUUGUUAGUAGGAGCUGUGGAUGUCGCUAUACUGGCAACACUCGUCGGAGCCGCUUACUGGUGGUUUUUCCUUCGGAAAAAAGAUGACUUGUCAUCAUCGUUUGAUGCGGCCGCCAUCAAAAGCUUCUCCAUCGAAGGUUCUAUGAACCGCGAGCGGAGCAGUGGCAGCUUCAUCUCAAAGAUGAGAGCUCAUGGACGUAACGUGGUUGUAUUCUACGGUUCGCAGACCGGAACUGCCGAAGAGUUUGCGGCACGUCUUGCUAAAGAGGCAGUUCGUUACGGACUCAAAGCAAUGGUCGCUGAUCCGGAGGAGUGCGAAAUGGAGGAGCUGCAAGAACUCAAAACUAUCUCCAACCAUCUGGCGAUCUUCUGUAUGGCUACUUACGGUGAGGGAGACCCCACAGAUAAUUGUCAAGAAUUCUAUCAGUGGCUGCAAGAAGGCUCUGUUAACUUGCCAGGCCUUAACUAUGCUGUAUUUGCCCUCGGUAACAAAACUUACGAACACUACAAUGCUAUGGGACGAUAUGUGGACUCGAGGCUUGAGCAACUCGGCGCUUACAGGGUGUUUGCACUUGGAGAAGGUGAUGACGACGCCAAUAUUGAAGAGGACUUCAUUACGUGGAAGGACGAUUUCUGGGCUUCUGUUUGCGAACAAUUCGGACUUGAGGUUUCAGCCUCUGAUUUGAACAUGCGCCAGUAUCAACUAAUCGUUCACGAAAAAGGCUCUUUGCCAGAAGACAAAAUUUACCAUGGGGAAGUGGCUCGACUUACUCAAUUCACUAAUCAGCGACCGCCUUUCGACCUGAAAAACCCGUAUCUAGCAGAAGUGGUUGAGAAACGUGAUCUGUAUAAUAGCGAACGGUCGUGCCUUCAUAUGGAAUUCGACAUAGUUGGUUCGAAGAUGCGCUAUGAAACUGGUGACCAUAUGGGCUUCUAUCCGACGAACGACAGCGCUCUCGUGGAAGAGCUGGGGAAACUGCUCAAUGUGGACCUCGAUCAGGUUAUCACUUUGCGCAAUACGGACGAGGACAGCUCAAAGAAGCAUCCCUUCCCUUGUCCUUGUUCAUACAGGACUGCUCUUAGCCACUACGUGGAUAUUUGUACAGCUCCGCGUACACACGUACUCAAAGAGUUAUCGGAGUACUGCUCGGACGAGGUCGACAAAGCUAAACUCAAGCUAAUGUCUUCGUCAAGUGCUGAAGGCAAGGCCGAAUACGCUAAGUGGGUACAGGAAGCGUGUCGUUCUAUUGUGCACAUCCUGGAAGAUUUACCUUCGUGCAAACCUCCGCUCGAUCUCAUGCUUGAGUUCAUGCCGCGUCUGCAGCCAAGGUACUAUUCCAUCUCAUCGUCAUCGAAGGUCUUCUCCGAACGCAUUCAUAUCACUGCCGUCAAGGUCGACUACACGACGCCGACGAAUCGGCAUAUCACUGGUGUCGCCACUGGGCAAAUGGCCAUCACCAACCUGAAAACGCGUCUGCCAAUUUUUGUUAGACGAUCCCAAUUCAAGCUUCCGACGCGGCCCACAGCACCAAUUAUCAUGGUGGGUCCGGGAACUGGCCUAGCUCCGUUCCGUGGCUUCUUGCAAGAACGUCAACACCAACGCGUCGUAGAAAACAAACAGGUUGGAGAAAGUCACCUGUUCUAUGGUUGCCGUAAGAGAAACGAAGACUUCUUGUACCCCGAAGAGCUUAACGCUUUUGUUGCUGAUGGCACCUGCAAAAUGUAUGUCGCGUUCAGCCGUGAACAGGAGCACAAGAUCUACGUGACGCAUCUGCUCGCCAAGGAAAUGGACCUAGUGUGGGACGUCAUCGGAGUUAAGGGAGGUCAUUUUUACGUGUGCGGUGAUGCUCGUACAAUGGCACGCGAUGUCUACCAGAUCGUACUAAAAACGUUGCGAGAGAAAGGCGGUAUGAGCUCCGCCGAUGCCGAAAAAUAUUUGAAAAAGAUGGAAUCACAGCGCCGUUACUGCACUGACGUCUGGAGCUAAGCAGUUGGUAUCCAACGCAAAGCUGUAUGCCGAACAACGAGGCCGCAUUAUCAACCCUAUGCAUUAAUAAGUCGGGGAUGUACCGACAACCUGAAGGCUCCCGAAACCAACAACGAGUUACUACAGUUUAUCCACUCUUUUAUGCAUUUGCGCGGCGGUGGCGCAACAGCGAAAUUCACAAGUCAUCUCAAUCCCCCCUUAUUCUAGAUCCAUUUUUUCCAAACAAAUUUACUUAUACCUUUUAUAGUGGCAGUUUGAGAUGGUUGUAUGGCUUAGACGUGAAAGGUCUAAUUAACAGUACCGAGGUUAAGCACAAAAUAAGUUUUUUGCUCAAUGAUCCGCUUACAAAACUAAGUAUUUGGUUUUGUAAUGAUUGUACUAUUAUAGUGCUUAUUUUUAUUUUCUUAAUAGGUUUAAUAUGAGGCUUAUUAUGAAAAUAAAAAUAAUUAACCAACGAUAUAAUGGUGGCCAAGAUCGGACCCUUCAAAUACACGUCGUUUCAAGUAUUUGACGACAUUUUUGUGAACGCUUAGGAUCUGCUAAAAGGGGAAACCAUUCGACACACCUGAACCACGAACUCGUCGCGGAGGGGUCAGGUGGGUCAGGAAAUUAGGUGACUUCAAGCUGUGGAACAUCUGAAGCAGGUGAAGGGCAAGAAAAAAACACGGAAAAUAUGUUCCUGAACUGUAGAAUUGUGAGCGUGGAGGGCUCCUUGAUUUUCUUGGUACAUAAUAGGUCGAAAACUCAUCGCAACAACAAAUGACUGCGAGAAUUCAAUGUACAGAUGUGGCGCGGAAAUAAUACAUCAAGGUCCUUUUUUGUUGUCAUUGAUAACACAAUGCGUUACAGGAACAAGGUUGAAAGAGCUGAAAUACUGUAGAGAAUAUCUAUAGUACUUCCAAAUGCUUGAGUCAGUAAACAGUCUUGUCCUAGGCUGUAAUACUAGAAGGAUGAAUAAGAAAAAACGUAUGACGUUGUACGCAGCGCAAUACUUCACAAUACCGAGUGUUGUAUUUCACUAUCUUGUAUCUUGUAGUGCGCAUAUUGGGACCAGAAUGAAAGCUAGACUAGAAAAUAAAUAGUCAAACUAAGUACCAUCACGUAACUUCAACUUGGACGUAAAUUAUUAGACAAUUACUGUACCGCAUAGGGGGCUACAAGGCUACGUAACACUCAUAAUAAAAUAAUUUCAACCCAAGCCGAAGCCGUAAUGGGAGGGCUUGCAGUUUAAUAGUAAACUGUGACGACUUUGAAUAUAAAUAUCUUGUAGAAAAAGUUUAUCCUACCAGGUAUCUUGUGAUCCCUGGCAGAAAAUCAACUAAUGCCUUUUCGAGGAAUGGCUGGCGACUAAACUCGCCAAAGAUACAGGUGCAUUAUUAACGGUAAGUAGAACAUCUAAGGGAUACAGGCAUUCAAAAUGAUAAGAUUAGAGGGCUAUGUAUAGUAAAA
Varroa destructor (honeybee mite) is the source of this 5379-nucleotide messenger RNA. It is a transcript of the gene Cpr, whose product is annotated as Cytochrome P450 reductase. Gene Ontology annotation, cellular component: cytosol. Gene Ontology annotation, molecular function: flavin adenine dinucleotide binding; NADPH-hemoprotein reductase activity; FMN binding. The record is from RefSeq and is a predicted model, not a curated record. Gene Ontology annotation, biological process: response to hormone. Lineage: Eukaryota; Metazoa; Arthropoda; Arachnida; Mesostigmata; Varroidae.